GAAGAAAAAAGUAAAAAUUACAAAAAUACCGUGAAACAUUUUUUUUUGUAAUAUAAAGAUAUCGAACAUACGAAAAGAACAGACCAACAAACAAACAAAAACACACCAAUUCCUUCAUUCAUCUUCUCCAUUUCGUAAUUCGUACACUUCACUCUCAAGUCUCUCUAAGCCACAAACCACUGAAGAAGAAUCCAUCUAAGAGCUGUUAAAAAUUGAUGAAGCUUCGAAUAUGAAGAAAUUGAAAAGCUAUUACAUGCAAGUUCGUAACCAGCAACAAUCUCUUGACCGAAAAUGGAUUCUUCCAUUAGCAAUCGGAUCCAUUUGUUCUCUCUUUCUCUUGUUGCUAACGAACUUAGCUUCUUCUUCUGGUCAAACUCGUUUGAUUCCAUUUUCAGUUUACGGAUUUAGAUCCUCCGUCUUCGUCGAAUCCAAGAUAAAUCCAGUAUCCGUCUCACUCACCGUCUCCGUCUCUCCUCCUCCGCCGCCACGUCUCGCUUAUCUAAUCUCCGGCUCCUCUGGUGACGGUCAGAUGCUGAAACGAACUCUAAUGGCGCUUUAUCAUCCCAACAACCAGUACGUUGUUCAUCUCGAUCGGGAAUCUUCACCGGAGGAACGAUUGGAUCUCAGUGGUUUUGUGGCGAAUCAUACUCUGUUUCAGAGAUUUCAAAAUGUUCGGAUGAUUGUUAAGGCUAAUUUCGUUACGUAUCGUGGUCCAACUAUGGUGGCUAAUACACUUCACGCUGCAGCGAUUUUGCUUCGUGAAGGUGGUGAUUGGGAUUGGUUCAUCAAUCUCAGUGCCUCUGAUUAUCCUCUCGUAACACAAGAUGAUCUGUUGCAUACGUUUUCGUAUCUUCCUCGAGAUCUCAAUUUCAUCGAUCAUACAAGCAACAUUGGCUGGAAAGAGUCUCAUAGAGCAAAGCCUAUAAUUAUUGAUCCUGGUUUGUAUAUGUCAAAGAAAGCUGAUGUUUUCUGGGUUUCACAGAAGAGAAGUAUGCCUACAGCUUUCAAACUCUUCACAGGAUCUGCGUGGAUGAUGUUAUCUAGACCUUUUGUGGAUUAUUUCAUAUGGGGAUGGGAUAAUCUUCCUCGAAUUGUGUUAAUGUAUUACGCAAACUUCCUUUCAUCGCCAGAAGGUUACUUCCACACUGUGAUUUGCAAUGCUCGAGAGUUUACCAACACAACGGUUAACAGUGACUUACAUUUCAUCUCAUGGGACAAUCCUCCAAAGCAACAUCCUCACCAUCUUACAUUAGAUGAUUUCCAGAGAAUGGUGGACAGUAACGCUCCUUUUGCUAGGAAAUUCCGUAGAGAUGAGCCUGUUCUCGAUAAGAUUGAUUCGGAACUAUUGUUUCGGAGUCACGGGAUGGUCACUCCGGGUGGUUGGUGUAUUGGUACGAGGGAAAACGGGAGCGAUCCGUGUGCGGUGAUUGGUGAUACGUCGGUUAUUAAACCUGGUCUUGGAGCUAAACGGAUCGAGAAACUCAUAACUUAUUUGUUAUCUACUGAGAAUUUCAGACCACGGCAAUGCCGGUAAUGGCAAAUUAGAGUUUUGUCAUAGAGAUGGUUACGUGGUUUUUCACACAAAUGAACUGUAUUGAUUAUCCGAUACUUUGAUAUGGUUGUAUAGAGAUCUUUUUGGACUUUCUUCAUUUGAGAAAGUGCAGAAAUUUCGGGAAAGAUCAUUGAUUAUUGGAAUUUGUCUUCUAUUGCCGACCUAAAGUUUGGCCUUUUCCAACUUGAUACCAAUUUUAUAGGUUUGUCACAUAUUAGUCAUGUCCUUUUUAUUGUUUGCAUGAUGAAGUUACCUGACUAUUGUGACUAAC
This is a messenger RNA of Arabidopsis thaliana (thale cress), 1823 nucleotides long. Its product is annotated as Core-2/I-branching beta-1,6-N-acetylglucosaminyltransferase family protein. Gene Ontology annotation, molecular function: glucuronosyltransferase activity; glycosyltransferase activity. The coding region runs from base 230 to 1534 and encodes 434 amino acids. NCBI's taxonomy places the organism in Eukaryota, Viridiplantae, Streptophyta, Magnoliopsida, Brassicales, Brassicaceae. The transcript is spliced from 4 exons. Gene Ontology annotation, cellular component: membrane; Golgi membrane. The record is from RefSeq and is marked reviewed.